GCGGUGGAAUAAGGAGAGGCUUUGGCUUAUUGAGAAGAAGCCCGAGCAGCCGAGAGAUGAGCCCCCGUAAAGACGGAGAGAAAGAGUAGAAGAAGAAGAAGAAGAAGAAGAAGAAGAAGAGGGAAGGAGGAGAGACUCGAGGCGAUGGCGGGGAAAGUAGCGAGAAGUCCAAACACAAAGCCCGAUGAGGAGGAUGAGGGAUGGGGAGAGGCGUUCUGCCGCGCCGACAGCACCUGGCCCGCGAACAAAAACCACGGGCUCGUGUAGACGCGGAGGUAGGGAGGGAUGAACAGCACCCUGAGGCCUGCACACACACACACACACACACACACACACACCCUCCUCACCCUUUCCUCCCCUGCGAGCCGCGGGCUGAGACGAUGGAGCGGAGAAGUUGAGAAGCAGACAUGAAGAUGAGGAUGAAGAUGAGGAGUCAGUGUUUUGAGGUCCGGCUCAGACGCAGCGCUGGCACAGGAGGUAGUUUCCGGUCCGGGCUGACUGCUGGCCCCCCGGGUCCAAACCUGCGCUGUGACACACACUCACGUUCCUGUGAGAAGAAGCCAGAGAGCCGCACAGAGCCGCACAGAGCCGCACACAGCCCGGGGACGCGGGACUCUGCAGCCAGCACAAAGAGGAAGAGGAGUGGAGCAGACGCUCUCAGAGCAGCACUGGGCUUUGACUUUAAAGAGUUAAAGUCUAACCCGCCCGCCUGGCACUGCCAGUGCAGCAGAAGAAGUGCCCACCACUUGGCGACAACUCGAGAAGUGCCAAAAAGAGAACUGGAUUCAUAUUUUACACACUUAACGUUAAUUGGCGUGAUUUUCACCUGCUUCCUGAGGACCGGGACGCGCGCUGUCCAGGCUGGCCGGAGAGUGGACACGGGCACUGAGUGACCAUCAGGAGGUGACCGCCGACCUCCCGCGACUCAGCGCGAAUCUCCUCUCCUCUCCUCUCCUCUCCUCUCCUCCACCCCUUCGCCGCUCUCCGCUCUCCAGUGACACAUGGUGUGAAAGCGGCGGAAGGCAGAGCCGGACUACCCGCCUCCCUCACCGCCACCGCCGCGACUGAAGAAGCGAGGCGCGCAUCCACUUUGGCAGCGAACUCCGACCGAGCUCUCGGCCGCCCGGCGCUGCGCCACGGCCGGUCACAGCGGAGCGCAGGAGCCUCCGCCGCUGCAGGGAGAUCCGUUGCGCGGGGGUCAGUUCGAGGGCCACAUUAGGGGCCAGUUCAGAGCGGUCAGUUUGGAGUGGUCAGCGAGCAGCUGGUUUUGGGGCCAGUGAGUAUACAGGAGCACCGGGAGGAGGAGGAGGAGGAGAGCCGACCCGUCCAGCGCCGCUCUCCGGGCGAUGCCAGUGUAAAUGCCAGGGCGAUGUCCCGACGCAAGCAGGGGAACCCGCAGCACCUGUCCCAGAGAGAAAUAACACCGGAGAUCGACCAUCCAGAUGGCCGCCUGCUCUCCGACACCCUACCCCACCCGCUCAGCCUGCCCUCCCACCCGCUCAGUCUACCACCCCACCCGUUGGACCCAAGUUUGGCCCACACCCUGCCGCCCGGCCUCCAUGUUGAUCACGACCUGCUGACCUGCGGCCAGUGUCAGAUGACCCUCCCGUUGGGUGACAUCCUCCUCUUCAUUGAGCACAAAAAGAAGCAGUGCCAGUUGCCGCUGCUCGCCAAUGGCUGCUACGACAAGAUGGCCGACAGGGGAGGAGGUGGAGGGAGUCCGACUCUGCAGAGCCUGCACCACCACACGCAGCGUGGGGAGCUGAGGAAGGUGGUGGAGCCGGUGGAGAUUGGCAUCCAGGUGACGCCGGAGGAGGAGGAUGUGGGAGGGCGUGAGAGGGGAGAGAGGAUCCCCACCAAAGGAAUUUGCCCCAAGCAGGAAAACACAGCGGCAGGUGGCAGGGAUGAGCCUUCCAGUUAUAUAUGCACCACAUGUAAGCAGCCCUUCCCCAGUGCCUGGUUCCUGCUGCAGCAUGCCCAAAACACCCAUGGCAUUCGCAUAUACCUGGAGUCCAACCCCUCCAGCACAGCCCUCACUCCACGCAUCACUAUGCCUCCACCCAUGGGCAAUGACUCCAUCCCACAGUCCCCCCUCACCAACUUUCUCGGCGACAACAACCCCUUCCACCUCCUGAGGAUGACGGGCCCCCUUCUCCGGGAGCCUCCUCCAGGCUUCAUGGAGAACCGCCUCCCCAACACACCUCCGUUUGUCAGCCCGCCUCCCCGCCACCACCUGGACCCUCAUCGGCUGGAACGCCUUAGCGCAGAGGAAAUGGGCCUCAUCUCCCAGCACCCCAGUGCCUUUGAGAGGGUGAUGCGGCUAACGCCCAUGGCCAUGGAGUCCCAGUCCAUGGACUUCUCCAGGCGGUUACGUGAGUUGGCAGGGAACAAUAACAGCACCACACCACCACUGUCACCCAGCAGGGCCAACCCUAUGCAUCGACUACUGAACACCAACCCCUUUCAACCUGGGCCAAAAUCACCUUUUCUGAGCACCCCCCCCUUACCGCCAAUGCCCCCAAAUAGCACCACCCCACCCCAGACACAGAACAAGGUCAAGUCCUGUGAGUUCUGUGGUAAGACCUUCAAGUUCCAGAGCAACUUGGUGGUGCAUCGGCGCAGCCAUACUGGAGAAAAACCAUAUAAGUGCCAACUGUGUGACCACGCCUGCUCUCAGGCGAGUAAGCUGAAGCGCCACAUGAAGACCCACAUGCACAAGGCAGGAUCCCUGACGGGGCGCUCAGAUGAUGGACUGUCCACUACAAGCUCCCCAGAGCCAGGCACCAGUGAUGUCACAGGUGAGGGCAUGAAGAAUCGGGACGGGGACUUCCAUGGGGAAGGCAAUGAGGAGGAAGAAGAGGAGGAGGAAGAAGAAGAACUUGAGAAUGAGAGUCGACCAGAAUCCAACUUCAGCAUGGAAUCUGAGUUCUACCGCAACAGGGAGAAUGGCUCCAAACUGCCCUCAGAGGAGAAGUCAUCAUUUGCCCUGGAGAAGAUGGUAGAAGGCGGGGCACUCAACUCUAUACAGCAGUACAAUAAUUUGAUAGUUGACAAUCGUAAAAGGAUGCCAUUUUCCAAAAGAUGCUUGGAUGGCCAGCGGGACGUGAGGGAUGAGGACUCAGUGGUUGGGGAGAUGGAGCACCACCAGCAGGAAGAGAGGACAACCAUUAACGGGCGAAACUGUGGCUCUGGUGACUCUUUCUCGGGCCUGUUUCCCCGUAAGCCCACUCCCAUCACCAGUCCCAGUUUGUCUAACUCCUCAAACAAGAGGAUCAAGAUUGAGAAGGACUUGGACAUUCCCCCGGCACCCCACAUCCCCUCUGAGAACGUAUACUCCCAGUGGUUGGUGGGCUAUGCUGCCUCACGCCACUUCAUCAAAGACCCUUUCCUCGGCUUCACUGACUCCAGACAAUCGCCGUUUGCCACCUCCUCUGAGCACUCGUCCGAGAAUGGCAGCCUGCGGUUCUCAACGCCUCCGGGUGACCUGCUGGAUGGUGGCCUUUCCGGCCGCAGUGGCACCGCCAGUGGAGGCAGCACACCUCAUUGUGGAGGCCCUGGCCGACCCAGCUCCAAGGACAGCAGGAGGUGCGACACCUGCGAAUACUGCGGCAAGGUGUUUAAGAACUGUAGCAACCUGACGGUGCACAGGCGCAGCCACACUGGCGAGAGGCCAUACAAAUGUGAGUUGUGCAACUAUGCCUGUGCCCAGAGCUCUAAGCUCACGCGCCACAUGAAAACACAUGGCCAGCAUGGUAAGGAGGUCUACCGCUGUGACAUUUGCCAAAUGCCCUUCAGCGUGUACAGCACUCUAGAGAAACAUAUGAAAAAGUGGCAUGGGGAACAUUUGAUGACCAAUGAGGUAAAAAUUGAACAAGCAGAGAGAACCUAAUCCAGGUUCGGUUUUCGUACUCUGCGCCACACUUUGACUUAAAAAAACAAAACAAAAACAAAAAGGGUUAGCUGGAUAUACUUUUCUGAAAUAUUAUUUUUGGGUUUAUUUUGUGUUUUUAGGUAACUGCCAAUUGAGAAAAAGUGAAAGCAGAGAUCUUAACACCAAUUGAAGCUGUCUAAACUGCCUCAUUUGGGGGUUCCUUUUAAAACAAUCAGUCAGUUGAGUUAUAACAUAUGUGGAGCCUUUAACUGUGCAAUAAUUUCUGUAUUUAUUGUAUUUUGUAUUUUGGCAUGUGUAGGUACAAUUUUGUUUAGGCAUUUUUUAAAAAUUGUUUGACUUUUAUUUGGCGUUACUCUGUGUUUUAAAACCCACAUGAUAUCCAGAUAGUUUUUUUUAGCAAGAUAAAAGUCAAUUUUGAGUAAACAUUUUUGGCCGCUGCUUGUAGAAAAGUGUAUAUUAAGCUAAACGUGUGAUUUGUUGAAGAGAAGCUGAAUUCAAUCUUUAAUUUGAAAGUGGCGUUAACUGAGAAUGCUAGAAUUAUUUUGUGUGAUGACGAUACGCGGACAACAAUCCUUUGGCAUUGUAGCAUUAACUGACUCUAAAACAUGUCAAUAUAAUUGGAUAUGUAGCACUGAGUGUCAUAUUUGACAGUAAAUCUAAAAUCAAAGAGGAUCCCAAGGUUUAUAAACCCUGUCUCCUCCUGAAAACAUUAUAACCAGCCAGAAGAAACAUAUUCUAGAUAAGGCAGCUGCUGACUGGUACAUAGUACCAAGCCCCGACAACGCUAUGACAACCUUCCCUCAUUUCAUUCAUUCAUCCAUGUAUUCUAUUUUGCAUGAAGCCAUAUGAUCCAGGCUAUAUUAUUUAUUAGGAGAAAACUGAGCAGGAAGCCAGGCAAGACGAGUGUGCAUAGAGAUAGAUAGAAGAACAAGACAAGAGAGUGAGCACAGGGACAUCUCAGGGUGAGCUAUACUACUUCUUUUUUACCCAUUCAUUUCUGUUUUCAGAAGCUUUUCAAGCAUUUGCAUUAUGCGUUGAAAUAAUUAGGGACUGUUGUAUCCUCAAAGGCAUCCCUUGCUGCCCCCUGCCCCCCCACCACAGGCUAAUGUUCAGGAUUAAUCCUCCUUUUAGUUAUUAUACACAUUUUUCACUGCUUCUAAUUAUAACAAUUAGUUAAGAGAGGGCUAAAUGUAUGUGCAUACAUGGCAGGUGCUGCUACUUUAACUAGAUAGAAGAUUUUAAUGCUAAAAAAUGUAUAAAAUUUAACACCCCUAUGCAUUUUUUUGUGCAAAAAUAUCCACCAAUUUGUUGAAAAAGUGGUCCAGUAAUUUGAGACUUUUAUUGUUAUAGUGAAAAAGUUACACAUUGAUUACUGAAGUCACCUCUCCAGGAACAGGAAAUCGUCAUAGUUUCAGUUAGUUUGAGGCAUGUUUUGUGUGGAGGAGGAAAAAUGUACCAGUGUUUGCUGUCAGACAAGCAGCAGCUGGUUUCUCAUGCCCCUUCGUUAAACGUAUCAUGACCCAAGGUUUUGUUUUGGCCCCAUCUACCUUCAUAGUGGCACUUUUUUUUUUUUAUUGUUGAAUCAGAUCCAAUUUGAAUGCUGUCAACGUACAAAUUCAGAGCUCUUAACAGACCCGCACUUUAAGACUUUUCCAUCCGACACACACACACACAACAGAGCUGUGAAGAAAAGGUACUAAAGGGUCUAGAGCUUGGGAUCUCCUGACACUGAAGUGCCCAAGGUUGUUAGGCGAGGCGUUCCCAAUGCUGGCACUAUAGAAUUGAAUAAAAAAACAAAAAAAAUGUUUUAAUUGGGACAGUUUUUGUACUGCCAUUCAAUCUGACAUGAGUGUGCCUUGAAUAAUGAUCUUCCUAUUUAUUGUCUCAGACAAAUGCAACACUUUUUAUGAAGCAUUAAAUUGAACAAGGAAAAAAAAUGUAAAAUUGUGUCAUCUUUAACAUUUGAAUUAUUUAAAUUAAUACAAAUGAAAUAAUGCUGAGUUUAGGAGUACCCAGCACAAUAUCAAUGUGUCUGUGUGUGUAUAUAUGUGUGCAUAUGUACAUAUAAAGGCACAAACCUAUAUAUAGAUAUAUAUCAAAUUCCUCACUCAUAAGAACAAGAUUCUGUCCCUCAACAGAAAAUUCUAGGAGUGGACAAAAGCCUCACAAAACGUCAAGGACUCAACAAAAAUCAGGAAAUGCAACUUAAAAAAAAAGAAUUUAGUGCACUCUGUCUUAAAAUAAGUUUACAGUAUUGAAACAAGUACAAGGGUAAAUAAUAUUUGUGUGUAUGUGUGUUUUAAACAGAUGAGUAUUUUUUUUUUCCAGGUUUGCUUCUGAAGUUUCAAUGAAUGCCGUAGUGGCAAUGUGUAUAUUGUUUCUAUUCUUUAUUUUCAUUUUUUUUAAUUCUUUUUUUUUUUUGGUGACGGGGUUUUAGUAUAUAUAUAAAUAUAUAUGAAUAUAUAUUACAUUUUUCUUGUUUACUGUAAAAGUAUACCAGUAUUUGUAAUAUUGUAAAAUGCCUGGGCAUUUUACAAAAAUAGAAUCUUUUUUAAUUUUCAUUUUGCAGUCAGAUUUCAAUUGUGGGUCUCUUAAAAUGUUUUUGUCACUGUAACUGUAAAAGUCUUAAGUUUUAGUAACUUUUAUUCUGCCUUGGGUGUAAUGAAAUAAAAAAUAAACACAUUAAAAAUGACUGAGCUGUAACAAACUUGGAUUUGGUGGUGGGAUGGCUGUCGGGGUGGGGGUGGUUAGACUGGUGCUCCAUUAGCAGAUGGAGGUUUUCUCCCUUAGAAACAACAGAACGCUGGUUCUGCUUUUUAGGAAAAAAAACACACCGAGAAUCCUGACUUGUAUCUAUUUUUCUUCUUCUGGAAUGGAUUAUUCUUCUUGGAUGGUUUGAAAUACAUGUUUAGGCACUCGCUGUCUUGAGGAGCUUGUCUUUUUUAAAUUGUAGGCUUUAGCAUUCUUUUGUGAAAAUGGUACCUCCGGAUGUCUUGCUCUUAUAUCGGUUGCAGGGGGAAGGGGGGACUUCAUUCCAGCGACAAGACACAAACUCACAGGCUGCCACAAUGUAUUUUUCCUCUCAUGGGGCAGUACAAGUAUCAUGAUGAAUUUGUACUUUGUAAUGAAUCACAUUGUACAGAAGGGAAUCAAAAGAUUGUUCUAUGGCCUUUUAAUGACAAAUCUAAAGUUGAUGUUUUGUUUACCGCUCCAUUGGUUGUACAUAGUUUUCUAUCACUGCCUUGUUUUCAUUUUGUUCGACUUUUUUUCUGAUUUGUUUGUGAUUUCUUACUCGCACUGGCAGUAACUUCCUGUGUUUAGGG
Molecule: messenger RNA, 7215 nt
Organism: Acanthopagrus latus (yellowfin seabream)
Lineage: Eukaryota; Metazoa; Chordata; Actinopteri; Spariformes; Sparidae
Gene: bcl11ba
Product: BAF chromatin remodeling complex subunit BCL11B a
Exons: 4
Coding region: 1370-3889 (839 amino acids)
Biological process (GO): positive regulation of transcription by RNA polymerase II
Cellular component (GO): nucleus
Molecular function (GO): DNA-binding transcription factor activity; RNA polymerase II cis-regulatory region sequence-specific DNA binding
Source: RefSeq, a predicted model, not a curated record